Linum trigynum is the source of this 3680-nucleotide messenger RNA. Lineage: Eukaryota; Viridiplantae; Streptophyta; Magnoliopsida; Malpighiales; Linaceae. The record is from the annotation of a GenBank genome assembly.
AAAAAGAAAAUCUUAGAAUGUGUGUUUAGGGACACUUGAGAUCCCACAACCCAAAACCAUCACCUUCCUCUUCCACCCUCCUCCCUCUCUAUAUAUACCCACUCUCCCCCACCUUUUCUCUUCACACAAACAGAAAUCCCUCAAAAACUAACACCCACACAAAGAGACUCACACACCUUCCCCCUCUCCUUCCUCCUCUCCUCCCUCACACAAACAUCACCCCCACCAUUUUUCCAGAGAUCACAAAACAAAGCAAACCCAUCUCCGCCGCCAUGCCAGAAGCUCCAAAAAACAACUCAACCAGCACCCAAACCACCAAUGGCCUCACCACCGCCAUUGCCGAAAAGAACAAACGAACCCUCCAGUUCAUCGAGGACGUCACCUCCCACCCCGACGACGCCCAGUCCAAAGUCCUCCACGAAAUCCUCUCCCGCAACUCCGCCGUCGAGUACCUCCACCACCGCCACCGCCUCCACGGCGCCACCGACCGCCGCACCUUCAAGAAACUCCUCCCCGUCAUCUCCUACGAGGACAUCCACCCUGACAUCACCCGCAUCGCCAAUGGCGACACCUCCCCAAUCCUCUGCUCCUCACCCAUCUCCGAAUUCCUCACCAGCUCUGGCACUUCAGCAGGGGAGAGGAAAUUAAUGCCGACGAUUGCAGAGGAAAUGGAGAGGAGAUCGCUCCUCUACUCCUUAUUAAUGCCGGUGAUGUCCCAAUUCGUCCCGGGCCUCGAAAAGGGGAAAGGGAUGUACUUCCUCUUCAUCAAAUCGGAAUCCAAAACCCCCGGCGGGUUACCCGCCCGACCCGUUUUAACCAGCUACUACAAAAGCUCCCACUUCAAGAACCGGCCCUUCGACCCGUACACCAACUACACGAGCCCGAACGAGACCAUCCUCUGCCCCGAUUCCUACCAAUCCAUGUACUCCCAGCUCCUCUGCGGCCUCUGCCAGCGGACCCAGGUCCUCCGGGUCGGAGCCGUUUUCGCAUCGGGUUUCAUCCGGGCGAUCCGGUUCCUCGAAAAGCACUGGCAGCUCCUCUGCCGCGACAUCCGGUCGGGUACCCUCGACCCGACCGUCAUAACCGACCCGGCCGUGAGAGAGGCAGUCUUAACCAAGGUCUUGAAAAGACCAGAUCCGGAGCUCGCGGGUUUCAUUGAAUCCGAAUGCGGGAAGGAUUCGUGGCAGGGGAUUAUAACCCGGCUCUGGCCCAAUACCAAAUAUGUGGAUGUGAUUGUCACGGGGACAAUGUCGCAGUACAUUCCCACUCUGGAUUUCUACAGCAAUGGGUUGCCGCUGGUUUGCACCAUGUAUGCUUCUUCCGAAUGCUACUUCGGUGUCAAUCUCAACCCGCUCUGUAAACCCAGUGAGGUCGCUUACACGUUAAUCCCCACCAUGGCCUACUUCGAGUUCCUCCCCGUACACCGUAACAACAACAAUGGGGUGUCCAAUUCCAUCUCCAUGCCCAAAUCGCUCAACGAGAAGGAGCGACAGGAGCUCGUCGACCUCGCCGAUGUCAAGCUCGGGCACGAGUACGAACUCGUGGUCACCACUUAUGCUGGACUGUACAGGUACAGAGUGGGGGAUGUGUUGCGGGUGGCAGGGUUCAAGAACAGGGCUCCCCAAUUCAACUUCAUAUGCAGGAAGAACGUGGUGCUGAGCAUCGAUUCGGACAAGACCGACGAGGUGGAGCUGCAGGGCGCGGUGAAGAACGCGGUCGACGCGCACCUGGUGGCGUUCGGAGGGAGCGUGGCGGAAUACACGAGCUACGCAGACACGAAGACGACGAUUCCGGGGCACUACGUUCUGUACUGGGAGCUGAGCGUGAAGGGGACGACGGCGAUUCCGCCGUCGGUGUACGAGGAUUGCUGCCUGACCGUGGAGGAGUCGCUGAACAGCGUGUACAGGCAGGGGAGGGUUUCGGACAAGUCGAUCGGCCCGCUGGAGAUCAAGAUUGUGGAGCAGGGGACGUUCGAUAAGCUGAUGGAUUACGCGAUCAGCUUGGGGGCGUCGAUUAAUCAGUACAAGACGCCGAGGUGCGUGAAGUUCGAGCCGAUCGUCGAGCUGCUGAAUUCGAGGGUGGAGGGUAGUUACUUCAGCCCCAAGUGUCCCAAAUGGGUUCCUGGCCACAAGCAGUGGAGCAAUAAUGUGAAGAACUAGAUUUGGUGCUCUGUUUUUUUUUUUUUUUUUUGCUUUUUUGUUUAGUGGAAGAAGGAAGAAAAGUAGGUUCUCUUUUGGAGAGAAAGGUCUGUCAUGAUUGUUGUUUAUGACCGGAGGUGCAUGGUGGUCUUACUCGUCGGCGGUGGUGGGGAAGGAUGAAGGAAUGUUGUUGGUUGCAGGAGCCUUAGUGCCUUACUCUGUCUCUGUUUCUUGUUAGGUUAAUGAUGAUUUAACCCUCUUUUUUUUCUUUUCUGGCUUACUGUUAGUUUAUGUACUUUGUUUUUUUUUGGGGUAAUUGAAUCUGUUGGGACAGAGAGAGAUCUUUGAACUAGCAAUGUACAAAAGGCAAAACCAGUUCCCUGUUUCAACAAGGGCCUUCUUGUUUUGGAAUUAUGGUAGCAUAUCAGAAAUGAGGACGAUUCGACUAGGUUAAUAUCGUCAAAUGUUUAGUUUCACUAUAUUCAUCAUAGGAAAAAUUGAAAAAAAAAAUGAUAGCACAAAGGGUUUCCAGAGUGAAAAGUAUGCUCCAACACUUAUUCGAGUUUAGCCUUAAAAACUCUGAAUAAUAUCAGAAAUCACCUCCUAUAUCAUCGUUUGGGAAAGGGUCUUCAUCAGACAGUUCCAAAGGUUUCCCAUAAUACGGGAUAAAUAUUAAAUGAUACUCCUCUCAAGUACAUUUGUGUUUUGUAAAUAAUGUAAUCAGUAAAUGAUUAAUAAAUUUCAAUUGUAUAAGAUCGUGCAACUGAAAAUGUCGCGCUUAACAUGUGUAGUACAACUAAUGAACUUUCUUUCUUUUUAUCUGUUGCUUCUGUACCAUUUCUUCCCCAUACACUAUAGAUAAGGAUCAACGCUAGAAGCAUGGUGAAAACCGAGACAAAAUUCAUGCUCGACACCUACAAAAGAUUCAUAUAUUUGGCCAUAACUCAACUCAACUCGUUUUAGCAGAUGAACUUGUGAAACUGUUGUAACCGACAUUUAACGUUCUUCUUCGUAUUAUAAUGUAGUACAGGUGCUGCAAUUUCUGAGAAAAAAAUAAAAUUUUCCUGUUGUGGAUAUUGAUGCACUGUGUAGUUUCAUGGGGAUUAGAUUCAGAAAUCCAGGCAGGAAUCCUUGGCCACUUUACAAGCCAGCCAAAACCCACUUUGUACUCCCCCAAAUUUUACUCUCUUUUUCUUCUAUAUCGGUCAACCAGAACCUUUGCCGACUGAAUCCGCGAAGGAAAUGGCUGAUCCGAUCAGCCGAAUCCUAUUGUCGCAGGAGCAAGAUCAAGCCGACGCCAUUAGAGAUGACAAUUUCGACCUGAUCCGUUUUACUUGACCUGUUUGGCAUGUUUUGGGGCGGGUCCGACCCGUCCCAUAGGCGGGGCGGGGCGGGCAUGGGUUCUUUCAUCGACCUGACCUGCCCCGACCCUCUCCAUUCUCGACCCGUUCUUGCCUAAAUUACAGGUAAUCUUAGUCAAAUUACUCAGGAUUUUUCUUUAGUUACAAAAUAUUUUAGCUAUAAUAAACUUUUUAAUUAGUG